Messenger RNA from Jatropha curcas, 1130 nucleotides. RefSeq names its product dynein beta chain, ciliary protein. The record is from RefSeq and is a predicted model, not a curated record. Lineage: Eukaryota; Viridiplantae; Streptophyta; Magnoliopsida; Malpighiales; Euphorbiaceae.
AAUCAACAAAACAAAAGAACAAAUAGGAGGUUGACGCUGCCUACGCUAAAGGGAUCCACGUGGCGGCCGUUUCGGUUCGCUUCUGUCUGAAAGCCAAGGUCUUUUAACCAGCGUGUGCUCUCCAUACACCAUACACCAUAAACACAACCUUCCUCUUCUUCUUUCUUCUACUUAAAAUCCCCAAAGCAAAGGCCAAAACCACCAAGGUGUGUAAUUGUUUUUCAGUAUUUUUUGUCCGCCCACUUAAACGACUAAAAUUUCUAACGAUACAAAAUUAGAGGAAUGGGUCAGGCAUUUCGUCGAGCAUCUGGUAGAAUCCGAGCAGCCGAUCCAUCUCCGACUCCGAAAAGCGUGGGUGAACAGAGGCCUCCGUUGGGCACCACCGACAAGUUAGACAUCUCGAGGAAAACCACUCAAUAUAACAAUCAGGACAGUAUUGAUUCUGAUGAUGCUCCAAAAGUUAAUGCUGAUAAUGUCCUUGAAGAACGAGAUCCGCAAUUUGAUGCAAUGCUAAGUCAAAUGGUGGGUAGAAUUAGAUCCAAGCCUGGAGGGAAACUGGAGAUUGGUGAGGCAGCUGUGGUAGAAAGGUAUAAUAGGCCCAUGCCAAAGCUGCGGAACACUAAACCGGAUUCUGAUAGGUAUGAAGAAAGAGCUACUCCUCCAGGAACUCUGAACGUGGCACAGCUGCGCCACCUCAUGCUUCUGCAUCAAGGCAAAGCAGAUGAUCACAAUGGGCCUGUGGACAUCCACCAGAUUUCUGAGAAGUUUCAACUUGAAGUUGCACAGGUUCAGCAGAUCUUGCAGUUUGUAUCACUGCCACCGGAGGACAGCAACAAACAGAAAAGUUAUCGGUGAUCAAAGUCUUGCAAUUUUGCAUUACUAACAUGAUUAAAUAAUGAAGAGUUAAUGUUGCUACAUGAAUACAUUUUUGUUGGCCACGCGUGUGUUAGAUCAUUGUACCAUAAUCAAUUUAUGUUUGGGGAUUGAAGGAUGUCGCGACCAAGUUCAUUUUGUUGGUACCAUUCAACACUAGUUGUGGGGUUUUCCUUCACACAAGUAUAGAGUAGGUGUAUUUUUCCCGAGGAUAUUUCUAAUGAAAUUUUAACCUCAUGCAGACAUAAAUUGGUUAA